Prorocentrum cordatum is the source of this 447-nucleotide messenger RNA. Lineage: Eukaryota; Dinophyceae; Prorocentrales; Prorocentraceae. The record is from the annotation of a GenBank genome assembly.
AUGCAGGUGGCGCUGUCGCGGGACGGCCUCCUGUACAGCUGGGGCGGCGGCGGGUGCGGACAGCUCGGCCACACCGAGACGUCCAAGAUGCUCAAGGACGAGGACGGGUGUCCGUACCAGCUCACGCCGCGGGUGGUGGAGAACCUGAGGCCGCACGUGAUAGCCACGAUCGCCUGCGGCAAGGCGCACACGAUCGCCGUCUCGGACAGGGGGCGCAUGUACACGUGGGGGGCCGGCGCGUGCGGCCAGCUCGGGCACCCGGACACGAGCAGCUUCCCCUCGGACGAGGACGGCUACCCGUUCCAGCCCGUGCCACGCGAGGUCGAGCAGCUGCGCGACCACCGCGUGGUGUCCACCGCCUGCGGCGACGUGCACACGCUCGCCCUGACGGGCCCUGCUCCCCCCAGCAGUCGCAGGCCUAGAGGUUGACACCGACACCAAUUUCGG